Messenger RNA from Daphnia pulicaria, 3237 nucleotides. RefSeq lists its product as uncharacterized. The record is from RefSeq and is a predicted model, not a curated record. The transcript has 6 exons. The coding region runs from base 1760 to 2560 and encodes 266 amino acids. Lineage: Eukaryota; Metazoa; Arthropoda; Branchiopoda; Diplostraca; Daphniidae.
UAUUGGGUCCCAUAGAAAAACCUUAAAGACAUUGUCAUUUUCUUAUUUUCGGGAAUUUUUAUUUUUCUCAAAGUGGGAAAAAAGUGAAAGGUGACGUCAAUUCGUGAUUAAACAAAAAAUAAAGAUAAAAGUCACGGAGGUUAGAAGAAUUUUCGCUUGGCUGUGACUUUUUAAAAAAGAGGAGCGGGCUCUUGUGUUUCUUACUAAUUCGUUUCGUGUACUCGUCGGUCGCGGGAUUCCCAUUCAAAAGAAUGCUCUUGAGAGAAAGGGAGGGCUUGUUUUUUUUUGUAUUUCACUAUCGCAGAUUCCUUUUGUGUGCAUUUUAUCCAUUUGUUCAAGCUCGUCUCUCCAAUUCAAACCCCUAAUGAAUCCAUCGGGAAUUACAGACAUUCCGCCGCCGAGGAACGCGGGAUGACAUUUAAAAAAAAUGUUUAAAUCGCAAAACCUACACACGGAGAAAGUUGCGCUAACAAUAAUAGAAACCGGAGCAAGUCGAUGAAUUAUUUCUUUAUCUUUUUCUUUUUUUAUCCGUUACGCUGUUUUCGUUUCGCUCUUGAUGACAUUAUUUCUUUUUGGUUGCCCGUUUCUUGUUAUUUGUCGCGCUCAGCUUUCCCGUAUCGUGACCUAACCGUCUAACGUGAUGACGAACAGUGAUGUGGACAACGUCGACAGCGACAGUUCCCACCUCUCCUACGAGAGCGAAGAGGGGACAAAACUCACGGAUCAAAAGAAAGAUGGCGACGAAAAAUCAAAGAAGAAAGAAUCGCUCAGGUGCAACUACAACGCCAUGGUCGUCAUGGCCAUCAAGAGUAGCACCGAAAAACGCUUGUCUACUUACGCUAUCUACGAGUACAUUUUGAAGAAUUUUCCGCAGUACCAAGACUACAAGCAUGGAUGGAAAAGAAGCCUCCGCCAAACUUUAAAUAAACACAAGUACUUUGUGAAGGUGCCACGCAGAAAGGGCGACAAGGACGAUUGCAAUUACUGGAUACUAAAUCAGUUCAGCCCCAAAAAAAACUUCCCCUCUGCCUCAGCCACUUAGUGCUUGUUCAUCAGUGUUUUCAAACAUGUCUGAAAAAAUCAUGAACUUAAGCAAAAAUGCUGUGAGAAAAAAUGAUAUAACGUAACCAAAUGUUUAUGCCAAUUUUUUCAGCCCAAAAGAAGAGGCAAAAUCAGAAACAAAAAAAGAAGAACCUGUUGCUAAAGAUAGAGGGAAAUUUUUAGAAAUUCUCCGUCAAAACUCGUCAUCAUCAUCUUAAGCGGCUUUGAAAUAUUGCGAUAAACGAAAACUACAUUUUAAAUAUGUUUUAAAGCAAGAGGUGAAGGAAAGAACAAAUGCCACUGGUUGUUCCUGCUGCGGGGUGUAUGGGAAUGCAGCUUUUCAUUGCGUGAAAGGGUAAAACAACAAGUAUACUACAUGCAGCGAUUUAUGGACAUCUAUAUACUCGCUUCUUGCUGAAACACUGAAAGGUUCAGAUUCAACGCUGCUACAAAGUGAAUCGCUAAAAAGUGUAUGUAGUGAAAUUCGCUGGCUGGUAUCUCCGAUUCACGGAUUGAUGCACAUCGCACAAUCGAUGGUGUUAACACGUCGUUCUCCGUUGUUGGUGCAUACUGGACCAAAGUGUGAUAGAUGUUUGCGCUGCUGUGAUAAAAUUACUGAUGCAGGAAAACAACUUUGUCUUCCAUGCUAUAAAACAAAAUGCUUUCAAAGUAAUUUGGCAUAUGUCCCCCCCCCCCCCCCAAAUAUGUUCUGCCACAAAUGACUGAAGAAGAUCCCAAGAGAAAGCCAGUCACGUUGGCAUUUUAUUGUGCUAGAUCCUCGUGGGGUUGUUACGCUAUAGAAGAAGAUCACUUCAGAACAUUAAAAGAAGCGUUUACAAAUAGCGUGAGGAAUUAUGGGCCAUUCGGUCAAACAAAUCGUGUUGGUUAUCCCUUGAAGGUCAAGCAUGGUGGGGUAUUUGUUGCAACAGCAAGUGCUAUAUCUAGCAUAUCUACCAGAUUUUUCCGUCCACCGAAUUCAAAAGACAAUUGGUUGCCAAUGGGUAUUUUGUCAGAAAUCUUAAUUUUCAAGUACCGUCCGAUGGAUAUAAUGGUUUUGAUUAUGUCUCAACCUACGUGUUUAACAAUUUCGCCGCAACAUUUGAAAACUUUCUUGGAAGACGUAUAUCGCCGCGGUAUUCCUAAAGAUUUGUUGUAUUUCUUUUACUAUGGCUUGGAAUCCACGCAGAAUUGCACACCUAACCAUGAGACGAUGGUACUGGCUGCAGACAUUCUUGAAGCAAUUGAGCAAAACCUAACUCCGUACGGCAAACGCCCUGGCCACUUAGCUGUCCUGUACGCCGCUAUCAAAGGUUGCACACAACGUUAUGGUAGGCCACCAGAAGGAAGAACAAAGUUAGUGGGGGGGGGGGGGGUACAAGACCCAAUUCACAAACGAUUAUACAGGAUAACGUGCAAAAAAAAUUUUUCCAACAAAAAAUGUAGCGCUAAAGACUGGUACAGAUGUUGCAGAAAAAUUUGCCUUAGAAUGUGGCGACUAUCUGGCGUGGUUUCACGGUGAUUGCGUUGCCAUGACAACAUCUAUAGCAGCACAGAUGGACUCAAAUGCAUUGCAAUUCAUUUGCGAUACCUGUUUGCAAGAACGAGAAGAGAUGACACCUUGUCAGACUCGAUUUGCGUCGCCGCAUUCCAAUUGGAACGUAUUGGACAAUGACUCUAACCAACAAAGUAGGGCUAUAAGUAGUAAGAAGAAACAAGAUGCUUUAAAUGAUGAGCCCAAAGCCGGUCCAAGUGUCGCAAAGUUCGUCAAAAUGUCGCCAUAAUUGCAAGAAGGAAAACAAGUAAUUGUAUCCUCGCCGAGUUCCAAUUGGAGUAUUUCUGACAAUGACUCUGGACUAGAAAAUCUGGCUGUGAGUAGUCACAAGAAAAGACAGACUUUUACCAUUGAACCAAAAAAUUCCUUUUGUUUGGAAAAGAUCAUGGAAAAGUACCAAAAUAAGCAAGACGGAAAACAACAGAUAGCGUCCUCGCCAAGUGCCAAUUGGAACAUAUCAGACAAUGACUCUGACUAUGAAAAACUGGCUAUGAGGAAGCCAAUGAAAAGACGAUCAAAAACAAAUGAGCCAACACCUGGUCCAAGUGUUCAAAAAAACUCAAAAAUGUCGCGAAAUGAAUCAGAAGAAACGCAAAAAAGUUCGUUGAAGAACAAUAAGAUGCGGCUUCACAUGAAAUAGAUGA